This is a messenger RNA of Aspergillus uvarum CBS 121591, 375 nucleotides long. RefSeq lists its product as uncharacterized. The record is from RefSeq and is a predicted model, not a curated record. Bases 1 to 375 code for a protein of 124 amino acids. The transcript is spliced from 2 exons. Lineage: Eukaryota; Fungi; Ascomycota; Eurotiomycetes; Eurotiales; Aspergillaceae.
AUGCAGCUCAAAUCUCUCCUCAUCGCCCUGGCCAUCAGCCUUUCCGUCCAAGCCUACGAGAUCAAGGGUUGGACCACGAAGGACUGCAAAGGCGACCCCGAUAGCGAUUCCACUUCCGACACAAGUGUCACAACCUGCGGCACUCUCGGUAGCUCCAAGUGGAAGUCGAUCAAGGCCACCCCAGGUGACCUGGUAUUGACUGCCUACAAGUCCGCCAAGUGUGCCGGUGAGGGAUACGCCCUGCAGCCCGGAAAGUGCGUCAACGGCGAGUUCACAACCUACGAGGCGCAGUACAUCUCCACCAUGCGGAAGCGUAACACCACCGAGAUUAUCGGCGAUUGGGGAAUCGAGGACGAGGAGAACACCUCCCUGUAA